This is a messenger RNA of Acaulospora morrowiae, 138 nucleotides long. The record is from the annotation of a GenBank genome assembly. Lineage: Eukaryota; Fungi; Glomeromycota; Glomeromycetes; Diversisporales; Acaulosporaceae.
GGUCACGCGUUCUUAAAUGAAGGAGAAUGGGCAACUCAAAAGCGCAAAGAAUUAGGGUUCGUGGGUGGCGAAAACGCAGAAUCCAAAAAAUUGGCAUGGGAAAGAAUCUUUAACUUUUUCAAUAAAUAUCUAGGUUAA